AUGGUUCAGGGAAAUUUGAUUGGUGGGGAGGUUGGAAACAAGGCCAACAAGAAACCAGCGGCUCGGUUGAAGAUCACGGUUCCACGAUUUGACAACUCAGAGUUGAUCAGGGGUUACUCCCGGACUCUGAUUGGCCGCUGUAUGAACCUGGCGGCUCAAGACGUCCAGGCAUUACUACACCAUAUGCCUCGGUUCUGGAAAAUGGAGGAGCGAGUGGCGGGAGCAGAUCUUGGGAUGGGAAGAUUCCAAUUUGAUUUUGAUAAGGAGGAGGAUAUCAAGGAGGUUUUCAAACUGGAGCCAUUCCAUUUUGAUUAUUGGAUGGUUUCACUUGUGAGGUGGGAGCGGGUGAUGGAAGCUACGUACCCGUCAGCCAUCAAGUUUUGGGUCAGAAUGAUGGGCAUCCCGCUCCAUUUUUGGGCUGAACCCACUUUCCGGAGUAUUGGAGAGGCCAUUGGAGAAGUGAUCGAGGUGGAUAUUGAUGGCGGAAGGGUACGUGUGUGUCUUGAUGGAUACAAACCAUUGGUCUUCGAGACCACAGUUGAGUUCCACAGUGGUGAGGAGACGGUGGUGGCGUUACGGUACGAGCGGUUGUUUGGUUGGUGCUGUGAAUGUUCGAGUUUGUGUCAUGACGUCCUCCAAUGCCCGGAUCUCCGGAGAGCUAGAGAGGAACGGGACAAUCAGAGGCGGAGAGAUGAGAAGCCUGACAAUGGUGCUCAAAGUUACAAGUGUGCGGUCUUGAAUGGAUCUGGUGGUGAAAAUACAAACCUGAGGCAGCCUUCUAAUGUCGUGGAGGGAGAUAUCAAAGGCAAAGGAAAGGUGACCGAGAUGAGGGAAGACAAAGGCAAGCGAGUGCCGGCUUUUCGUGGGAAUGGGAAGCAUGGUGGAGAAAGUUCCGGAUCCCAUCGGAGACCGGCGGGAUACGUUCCUCCGGAGCAGAGGAAGAGAGUCAAUCGGCCAACUGGUGGUUUCCGCAAUUUGGCGAUUCAGCCUGCUGCCCCUCCGGCGAUCGUAAGUGGAACUAGGGAUCCAAGCCCAAGUCAACAUUCGGCUAAGAAGGUGAGGAAGGCACUUGACUUUUCUGCUGUUGAGGCAGGGUUGGAUGAUGUGAGAACCAAGCCUGAUGAUGCUGUAGCGGAGAAAGUUGGGGAAAAUGAUUUUCCGGCAACUGCAGUUCCUGCAAUUGACGAAGUGGUUCCAAUGGUGGAGGGCGUGGAGAUACAAGAGGAGGGUGAAGAUGGAGAAAUUUGGUGGAAUGAGGUGACUGAGGGAGAGGAAACCGAGAAGGCAGUGGAGAAUAUAGAGGAGCAGGCGGAACCGGAGGAUGGUACUGAUAUGCAGAUGGAGGAGAGUGAACAGGGGAGCCGGCUUGACGUUAAGCAAUAUGUGGAGGUGGAAGCAAAAGAGGUGGGGAAGGGAAAGCAGGCUGUGGAGAGAAAGGUGGGUGCCAAAAAGAAGACUUUUAGGACUACGGUUGGUGGUGGAGGCGGCCCUUUACGGAGGAUGAUCCAAGGUGGGAAGACACCACGGCGUAAGGCGCCGAUGUCAGUGAAGGAUACUCGGAAAGGCGGAGACAAAGGGGCAGGGAAGGAGCUCGAGGAGAACCCGUCGGAGGGAUCGGCGACCAUGUCUAAAAUUGGUUAA
Molecule: messenger RNA, 1641 nt
Organism: Microthlaspi erraticum
Lineage: Eukaryota; Viridiplantae; Streptophyta; Magnoliopsida; Brassicales; Brassicaceae
Source: the annotation of a GenBank genome assembly